AUGGAGAGAAAAUGGAUCUUGAUGAUGUGGGUGUGCAGCCUUGUGUUGCUAGGCGCCAAGUUGUUACAUGGAGAAAAUGUAUACUCAAAACAAGAAGUGAACCUUCUACCAGCAAUGGGAAGUAAAACUACACCAUUCCUAAACCAUAUGGUGAUACAUGAUAAUCUCAUAUAUAUUAGCGGUGUCAACAGGAUAUUUAAACUUAGUUUCAAUUUGUCAGUUUUGGCUAAUGUAUCAACGGGUCCACAAAACGAUAGUGCCCUCUGUGACCUUCCCCCAACUGGAGAUCGGUGCAUGCAUAAAAAAUCCCUACGUGACAAUGUUAACAAAGUGCUUCUUAUCCAUGAAAAAAAGGGGGAACUUCCCUUCCUUAUAACGUGUGGCAGUAUUUUCCAAGGGGCCUGUGAAACUCGACUUUCCAAUAGCCUCCAACUAAACAGAAAGUACUACGGUCAGUUGGACAGUAUGAGGAGUGAUCUCCCUAUACAGGAUGUGUAUGCCAUUGCUGCAGAUACAGAAAAUGGUUCAACUGUUGCAUAUAUUGCACCAGGAACAAAAGGCAAUGAUGUGAUAUACAUUGCUUCUACAUAUACAGGUUCAAAUGACCGCCUCAUCCGACAAAACAUUCCAGCUAUAAGCAUGCGUAAACUAGGUCCAGGGGACGAGAUCUUUAGCUACAACAACAUUGACACCUCACCAAUCACACCACGUGCCUCAAGUGUUUCCAUCAAAGCUAGUAUACGUACCACUUUUCUCGUGAAUUACGUGACUGGAUUUACGUCUGGAAAUUAUAGUUACUUUGUAACGACGCAACCAAACUCACAAAGUAAAGAGAAUCCAAAUACGAUCACAAAAAUAAUUCAUUUGUGUCAACAAGAUGAAUGGCUUACUUCUUAUGUGGAUCUACCUUUAGUGUGCAAAAAAGAAAGCGGCAAAGUGUUCAACAAAGUGACGUCUGCCCGAGUCAUUCAGCCUGCAUUGAUUCUCCAAAAGAACAUGAUGCUGCAGCCUGGUGCAGAGGAAGUUCUUGUUGCCACAUUUACUGAUGACAAUGAAAAAAAUUCAGCUGUGUGUGUGUUUGGGAUGGGUGAGGUUCGCAGGAGAGUUGUGGCCAAUGUGAGGCUCUGCAGAAAGGGGAACUCUUCAGCAAAUGGAGACAGAUAUAUAGAGGGUGGAUCAGAGUGCAGAUUUAGUGACAAAAUGGAGAGUGAUGAGUCGUUGCUGUGUUUUAAAGUCCGGUCACGGAGCUUCACUCGGAUAGCAGGUAUUCUACCAGCGGAAGCCCAGCCUGUCCUCACGUACAAAAAUACGACCUUGACAUCCAUUGCCCUAUCAACCACAACAGACUUUACUGUUGCUUUUCUCGGAACUAAUCAUGGUGACAUCAAAAAGAUUGUAAUCAACUCCAAUCUGAGUGCCACAGAAUACGACCAGGACCUGCGGACAGACCUGACCAUUGAUGAAGGGAGUUCUAUUAAUAAGGAUAUGCAACUUGACGCCUCCAAUCAGUACCUCUUGACAAUGAGUGAUAAAAAGGUGGCCCAGUUGCGUGUAGAGAAUUGUCAGCGCCAUUCAAGCUGUUAUGACUGUCUGUCCAGUCAGGAUCCUUACUGUGGCUGGUGUACCCUGGAAAAUCGAUGUACUGUCCGAGGAGCCUGUUCCAACCCAGACGUUGACCGAUGGGCAUACGGUCAAGUUGGGAACUGUAUAACAAUCAUGGACAUUUCACCUCCCAGUGCCUCAGCCUCUGUGGUCAUCAAGUUGAAUGGUUCUUUGAUUGUCCAUUUGUCCAUCCUGAAACUGCCUAGGAUGACCAACUACAGCUGUGUCUUUGCUCUGGAUACUGGACCCUGGUCAGUCCCAGCAGAGAGGUGGUCCUAUGGACUGACCUGUCAGACUCCGAAUGUCACCAAUUUUGGCCUUCUGUUUGGAGAAGCAGGUCAUCGCGAUAUCAAAUUAUCAAUCAACUCUACAGAGACAGGCAAACUGUUUGUGUCCAAAAAUUUCACCUUCUACAACUGUGGAGCAUUCAAAAGCUGCAGUCCAUGUACAGACAACCGAUGGUCAUGUGACUGGUGUAUCUACGAAAACAAGUGUUUGUUUAACUCUGGCAACUGUGACACACUUGGCAUCAUCGUGAGUCGAAAUGAAACAGAUGAUGAUAACUCGACAAAAUAUUCAGGUGAGGGGAGAAGAGGGCCUAAUCAUUGUCCACGUGUGGAUAGAAACAAGACUGAGCCCGUCUACAUUCCCAAUGAGAAAGCAAAGCCUAUCACUAUACAAGGAUUCAACUUUCCCGAGCGUCGCCCUGGAAUGAAGGGAUAUCGCUGUGAGAUUCAGAUUCGGGAUCCCCCAUCUGUUGUGAGGGCCCAUUGUGACCGACUGGAUAGUGAGAUCAUCAGGUGCCAUAUUCCACAGAAUUCUUACACAUUCAAGACGGGCAAAUUCAGAGCAGAUCUCAAGAUAUUUUUUGGAAAUAACACUGAGGUGGAAAAUGACGCAACUCAAGUGACUAUUUACAGCUGUAUGAAGCUAGGUAAUGGUGACUGUAGCUACUGUAAGUACAUGCAGCACUAUGAGAUACAGCUUGACUGUGCCUGGUGCCAGGGCACAUGCGAGUAUCGUGAGUUCUGUGCAGACACACGAGCCAAAUUGUGGAGUAGUGGAGACUCCUGUCCACCACCUGAAAUCCAAACUAUCAACCCUAACAAUGGACCCAAAUUGGGAGGCACACGUGUGACCUUGACUGGGUUUAACCUUGGUACAGAGUUCAAGGACAUUCAGAACAAUGUAUCCAUAGCUGGUGUACCAUGUAAGCCCAUCCGAGAACUCUACAGACCUUCACAAAGGAUUGUGUGUGUCAUUGGUGCCAGUGAACAUGGAGAUAAGACAGGAGGUGUAACUGUGCUCACAUAUGUCUUCAACAAAGUGAAAUUCCACUAUCUGAGCCCCUCCAUAGAGAAGGUUACACCUGCCCAUGGCCCCAAGUCUGGCGGCUCUCUCAUCACCAUCACAGGAUUACACCUCAAUGCUGGUAACGGAAUCUCAAUCUCCAUCAACAAUCGUACCUGUCAAAUUGUUGGGGUUGUAGGUCAGAGGUCAGUGACCUGCACCACACCUUCCAGUCUCCAGACAGGAGAUGAAAUGAUUCGAGCGAGUAUUGACGGUAAUGACAUCUAUGGUUCACUCAUGUUCCGUUACUAUGACGACCCAACAAUAAAGAGUAUCUCUCCUGUACGGAGCUUCGUUAGUGGUGGAAGGAACAUUACAGUGAUAGGCACAAACUUCACCUGUAUACAGCGACCACGAAUGUUUACCAUCUUUGAAUCUCGUCGCAGCAAGGAAUGUGAUUGCUACAUAUUCAACUCUACAAUGAUGAAGUGUCCGACGCCUCAUAUGAACUCUGCUGAUGAAUUGGAGCGACUUAAUCGUCUUAAGCGAUCAACACAGCAACUGUCUGCAGAGAUUGGCUUCAUCAUGGAUAAUGUGUUGUCGGUGCAGAAUUUGUCUCGUAAUUUCCCUGGAGUGGCAAGCUCCCUGGAAUACUUCUCUGACCCACAAGUGUAUAACUUCACAGAGCAGGGAUCAGUGAAAGAAUUUAAGGGGGAGGUGCUCAUUAUCAGAGGAAAAGGUUUGAAUGUAGCAGCCAGCAAAGAGGAUGUGACUGUAAUGAUUGGAGAGAAGAUGUGUAAUGUCACAAAUCUCGCUGAAAAUGAGAUUUACUGCACACCGCCUACCACCCAGCCUCAGACCAUACAGCGUAAUGGGGUUAUCUCCCACAGCAAUGCUCCACAAGUGAUUGUGAAGAUUGGAAAUCGGGAGUACCAGAUUGGAUUUCUGGCCUAUGAAUUGCCGACCUCUGAAGGAAGCAUGAUUGUGUACAUAAUCAUCGGUGUUGUGGCCAUUGUGGUUGUUAUCAUACUGGCAGUCAUCUUGUUUACAUGGUUCUACCACCGCCAAAAGACACGCUCAAGACGAGAGUUCAGGAAAAUGCAAAUCCAACUUGAUUCUCUUGAAAGCAAUGUCCGUAAUGAAUGUCGCCAAGCAUUUGCGGAGCUGCAAACAGACAUGACUGACCUGACAAAUGACCUUGAUGCCAGUAAAAAGCCAUUUUACAGCUUUGAGAGUUAUACCUUUAACGUUCUGUUUCCGGGCAUGUUGGACCAUGUCAUUCUUCACCCGCCUAUGCAAAAGAAUGGAAACAUUGAUCGCCAUCCAGACAUUGGUAUUGCUCACUUCAGCCAGCUGUUACAGAACAAACAUUUCCUCCUCUUGCUCAUCCGAACUCUGGAGAGACAGAAAAGCUUCAGUAUCAGAGACAAGUCCAAUGUAGCCUCCCUGUUGAUGAUACUCUACCAGAAUAACAUGGAAUAUGCUACAGAAAUUUUGAAAACUCUGCUGUCAGAUCUGAUAGAGAAAUCGGUUGACAGCAAACAUCCAAAGCUCAUGCUGAGGAGGACGGAAUCUGUUGUGGAAAAACUGUUGGCAAAUUGGCUGUCUCUGUGUUUGUAUAAAUACCUAGUGGAAGAGUCGAAUUUCCCAGACUCUGCAGGCUCGUCACUUUACAUACUAUAUAAGGCCAUCAAGGUGCAGGUGGAGAAAGGCCCAAUAGAUCAUGUGACCUGUGAUGCGCGGUAUUCAUUGUCAGAGGACCGUCUGCUCAGGACAGAGUGUAAACUUGAAGUAGAAAUGCUGAACUUGAAUGUGGAGUUUGAGGGUAAGCGAUACAAGUGCCGUGUUUUAGACUGUGAUACUAUUACACAAGCCAAAGAGAAGAUGCUGGACACAAUAUUCCGAAACUUUGCCUAUUCCCAGAGGCCAUUAGCAGUAGAACUUGAUUUAGAAUUAAGUAACAGUGGCCGUAUGAUGUUGGACGAGGAUAACACAACAAUAAAAGUGGACGGCUGGAAACAGCUCAAUACAUUACAACAUUACAAAGUGUUGGACCAUUCAGAGAUGGUUCUUACUCAUCAUCAGAACUGUCGAACUAUGCCACGCUCACCCAAUGGUUCUGUCCACUCCAUGGGCUUCCAACACAGGGAUGCAGCUCCCAUUGCUCGAAAUGAAAAUGAGGUUGGCACCAAGAUCUGGCAUCUGGUGAAACAACAUGAUGAUUCUAACAAUGGAGGAGGUCUUAAGAUGAGCUCGGAGAUUUAUCUCACACGGCUGCUGGCCACCAAGGGAACGCUGAAACAGUACAUAGAUGAUUUCUUUGAGAUGGUCCUCAAGGUGGACAGCACCAUGCCACCGGUGAUUAAAUACUUGUUUGAUAUGAUGGAUCAGGCAGCUCAUCACUAUAACAUCACUGACCCUGAUGUCGUCCAUACCUGGAAGUGUAACAGUUUGUUGUUGCGGUUUUGGGUUAACAUUAUAAAGAAUCCCAACUUUGUAUAUGACAUACAAAAACCAAGCAUUGUGGAUUCCUGUCUCUCAGUGGUAGCACAAACCUUCAUGGACAGUUGCUCAACCUCAGAACACAGACUUGGCAAGGAUUCUCCUUCAAACAAGCUUCUGUUUGCCAAAGAUAUUCCAAAAUACCGCAAGUGGGUUGAGAAGUACUUCAGUGACAUCCAGGCAAUGCCGGCUGUCAGUGACCAAGACCUCAAUGCUUACCUGGCCGACGUUUCUCGGAUGAGCACGGGCCAUUUUACCAAGCAAAAUGCCUUGUAUGAGUUGUACAACUACGUACAGAAAUACAAUAAUGAGAUAAAUGAGAGUUUGGAAUUGGAUGGUUUUGCCAGUGCCCAACAACUUCCCGCCAAAUUAGGUCAUGUGAUCACUGCAAUGGAAGGGCCAAGUCGGUAUAUGCCAGACUAUGUAUGACCGGUUCAGAGGUCAUGACCUCAUGUUCACCUUCACCAGAUAUUCACCAAUGCCGUGUCUUUCAUCUUUUUGGGAACAGUAUCACAUCGCGACUACUGAACAUGUUUGUAAAGCAUCUUAACGUGUGUGUUGUACGACUGUGGGCAGAUCUAAUCAUAGAUUGCGUGUACCUGUAUCGAUAUGCCAUGUGUCGAGGUGUAUUUGUAUAUUUUGAUUUUUACCAAGGAGAUAUGUUCUAUCAUCAUUUAUUUAAAUGUACGUGUAUGUAUACAUCACUUGGUCAUGUGAUAGGUGUCUAAUACACCACUACGUGUAGAUUAAUAUAUAACAUAUAUAUAUAUAUGUUCAUUACGAUUGUAAGCGUCAAUGUCAUUGUCCUGUCCAUUAUAGUUCAUUACUAACAUGAUGGUCUAUGCAGAAACUUUGUUCAAUAAUUACCAAAGACUAUAGAAUAACUAAAGCCGUUUCCUUUUGAAAGUGUGCAACAUUAGAGUUAUAUGUAUACAAUAUGGAUAUUCUACAAAUAAAUUGAGAGAGAACUAUUCAUCUACAAAACCAAAUUUAGAUACAGUGCUGAUUUGUAGUCAAACUGCUGAUUGUUGUAAAUCUACAAAAUGUUCACGUUGUAGAUAGGGCAUAAUUGAUUUUCAUUUACCAGCUUCAUACACGUUCAUGCAUAUUCAUCAACAAAUAUACAUAUGAAUAUACAUACAUGAGAUUCAUGUAUACUAAAGUCACUAUUAUAUGUAUUCAUUCUCAUGUGUUCAAAUCAUUACAUAUUAAAAUGAAUUUGAACAUUUAUGAAUAUUCAUAAAUGAUGAGUCACUAAUAUAUAAAUGUUCAUAAUAUCAAAUAGUCAUAUAAACAUGGGAGUAAAUUAUGAAUAUUCAUGCAUCAUAAUUCGCAAAUGAAUAUUCAUGCAUAUUUUUAAUUAUGCAAUAGUCAUACUUGUUUAUUCAUAUUCAUAUGCAAUAUCACCUGGUGAUAUUCAUAGAUGUCAAUAAGUAUUUGUAUUAAUUUCCAAAACAGAUGUAAAAUAUCAUACGAUAUAAUUAGAACAUAUUUAUGUAUAGAAAUCGGGCUCAUUGAUAAAACCAUACAACUUGGUGCUUUUAUUUGUCUUUGUAUUGCAGUUGUGUUUAGCUAGUAUGUCUGUAAGCAAUUUAAAAUGCUUAUAACACCAAUAUGUAUCUCGGUGCAUUAUUUAUAGGAUUGGUAAAAUGCAGAUUUGAAGGUAUAUGCACCUUUGAUUAGCAUGUUAGCUCAGAAGAGGUCAACAUUUGACAAUACCCAACAAAUGCAAAUCGUCAAAACCUUCUCUUCUACUUAUCAAACUGAUAUUUAUUAUCACCAUGACAACUAAACUUAGUUUGAUCAAGAGUAUAAUAUUUUGUUUCUCUUUGACUUUGACUUUAGUAUGAUAAAAAUGUGAAUGUUGACAAUUUUCUAUAUCUCACCUCUUGGCUCUCUCAGGUAAUGAUUUUGUAUUACUUUUAUCACAGAGUUUGUUAAUUUGAUAGUUUUGUUUGUGUGACUUUGUUAAAUGUUCCUCUAUAUACACAUUCUUUACAUGUGUAAUAUUUCAGCUCAGCUGAUCUGAAUAAGUGAGAUCAUGCCAUGGUGCCAUGUUGGUCUAUCUGUCAAUUUCUAGCUCACCACAAAAUCAUAUAUUCAAAUAACAUUCAGAUUUAUUUUUCUGAUGGGAGUAGCCAUGUAGAAGAUUCAAAAAAAGGGGCGAAAUUAAUUCUUUUAAUAAGGAUGCCUUCUCCUAAUAAUGUUAAAACAGAUGAUGUAUUCAGUUAGAACUUUUUAAACUAUAUAAUAUAUGAGAUGCUUACUUAUGUUAGCUUUAAUUAAUCCUGGUAAGCUAUAAUUUCAACUGGGCCUAUUGUUUCAUUGAACUACAAGUUUCAGGUCGGUUUCACUACAAUUAAGUCUUUAACUUUUAAAUCAAUGGCUGACUCUCUUAUCGAAUCACAGUUUUUACCUUUGUCAUUGAGAUUAGAUGUCAUGCUGAUAAAACAAAGUUUACGUUACAAUAAGCCCAGGGACCCAGAGCAUAACCUCGCAAAUUAUGGAUGUGGGUUUUCCAUUUUACAACCUUUCUGCUGAUUGUACAAUCUGGUGUUUUUUUUUCUUGGAAGCAGGCUGGAUAAGUAGGGUAAAGUCAAUCUGGUGUGUACGUAUAAGUUGUAUAUGCCUUACACAUGUACUCAGUAACCUCUAAUUUGAUGUUUUUCUAUAUAGUCCUAUUUACUGUAUACCGUGAAAUUUUUGCCCUCGUUUUAUUUUCAGUGUUUUCGUCCACGAUUAGGGAGGCAGAAUUUAAGAUGGAGGCAAAAUUUUGUUACACUUAUAUAACCCUUUUAAUGGGCGAAAUGAACAUGUAGUGAAUAAGUGUAUAAUAGUACAUUAAAGGUGAAAAUAACCCAGAACAAAAAUAUCUCAGUAUACAGUAUUCUCAUUAUGGGAUAAUAUGUCAUAUUGUAUGAGAAUGUGUAUUCCUAUGCUAAAAAAAUAUGAUUUGAUCUUAGAGAUGUUUUACUUGUACAAGAUAUGUUCUUAAGAAUACUUUUUAGGUGCAUUGCUGAUUUUAAAAUGUUAACACCAUCAUAAAGAUAUUGAAAUUUUGCUGAUAUGCAGAUUCGAUAUAUCAACAUCACAAUCUUAAACCAUUUGUUUAUUUGUAUGUUGAUUUCAGAAACAAUUCAUUCUUGAUUAUGACAUAAUAACAAAUACAAACAAUCAUUAUGAUAUUAUUGCAUUAUUUCGUUUUCAAUGAUGGAAUAAAAAUUCUAAAUGUAAAUUGAUAUACUAGGCAAUAUUAGCAUUGAAUGCCUUUUUCGGUACGGGAGCUGAAAGAUGUGGGGAGAGAGAGAGAUCGUGUGUAGCUGUUAAAACACAGUUUUAAAUUUCUAUUAUUGUACAUUUGCUAUAAUUAUUUAUCAAAUUUGUUCAAAAUGUUCCUGUUUAAAUAUAUUUGUUUAUAUCUAUAUAGCCCGAAUGUGUUCUAUGUAAAUGUUAAGUUCCUGGUCCAUUGUAUGUCAUUCUCAAUGUUAAAUCUUUGCUGUCUACCCCUUUCACAGUUAGUUAACAUAUGCACUUGAGUCAACUUAUGGCAUGUACACUGUUGACAUCAUUGAUGAAUCCAGGAGAGAGAAAAUUUGACCCUUUUUUUUCCUCUAAAUUGAUGGUUAAAAGUCUUUUUGUAUGGUGAGGUUCCCCAAGACCCUGCCUUGCUAAGUUAAACAAAAAUCUGAAAUUUGGGCCUCCUGCUGUGGAAAUAUCCUGGAUCUAUCAAUGAAGUGAUGAAAGGACUUGAUAAUUACAUCAUAUGCUUAUUGGUUAAUAUUCUGUUUUGUGUUUUUGAUGUUUAAUAUUUGUAUCACUCUCUGCAAACUUAUGUGCCAAAAAUAUGAUUAUACUAUUUGUAUAGUGUUUGACUGUAGAUCUUGUUAUGUCAUAUCUGUGUAUCAGUGGUUUUAUUUCACCUGGUGGUCAGAUCAGAAAUUAUCUCAAUUUUUCUCGUUAGUACUAUGUGACAGCAAAGCAAGAAUUCUUCCAUUAUAAACAAUGAUAUACAAUAGAAGACGUAACAAUAAAACCAAAGUACAUAUUGUUAAGAUCAAAUAAAAUUUCCAUUGAAAGUAGAUUUUUUCUGUAUCAGAAAGAAAACUGAAUUCUUUGAUAAAUGCCAAACUUCAUGUGUGAAUUUCUUCAUCUAGACCCUCAAAUCAGGAAGAUGUAGCAGAUCAGAGCAGUAUAUUUUAUAAGUUCUAAGUCUUUGAAGAUGAAAAUUUUCUUGAUAGAUAAUUCAACUCAUUUUACACAAAAAGUGUUUUUAAUCUACAUACAUAGCGUACCAAAAAGGUACCAUUUUGUGUUUUCUAUUCAACAAAUAUUUUAAAUUCAUUUAUUUUCAUGAAUUUUAUUCUUGAUUUUGACAAGAUUAAAGACCUUAUUUUAUUUUUACUGUUUUUUAUAUGUAUUUAUCCCUUUCCACUUACACCAAUAGCUGUUGAAUUUUAAGGUAUUUUUCCUAUCAAUGAAUAGUUGAUAAUUUGUAAUGGUGACCACUUUCUGCUUUAAAAAAAAUUUUCCUGGCACAUUUUUUGAUAUUUGGGAGAUUUUUUAUCAUUUAAUAGUGACAUCUAUUGACGAGACAACAUUGGAAGCUUCUGCUGUCAUGGCAACCUUUUCAUGUUCAGUCAUCUCUUAGUCACACCUCUUGUUUGCCUGUGUACAAAGGGAAUGGCGUGUUGUUAAGUCACAGCAUACAUCAGUGUAAUACUAUGAAAGGGUCAAUUCACCACACAAAAUCAAAUUUUUUUUCAUUUUUAAAGAUAAUUACAAUCAAAUGUUUUACUGGUGAUUUUGCUGGGUUAUAUAGGAUAUAGGGUUAGAAAUGUGAGACAAGGAUUCAGUCCUUCGAUGUUUUGUAUGUUUUUGUCAGCGUCAUGUGACACCUUAGUCACUAGUCACAUGACCUUUUUUUGUACACAAGGUGAGAGUAGAGGAUCAUGUGACUUUUAUAGCCCAGAACCAAGUGAUCACGAAAACAUUUAAACAUCACAAAUGAACUUUACAUAAAUAUACAACCACCAGAAUUUUAGAUUUGUCGUAACUGAUAAUCACACAUCAAUAUUUCAAGGUCACAUGAUCAUGCAAUAUUUUCAAUAUAAUUUGGUCAUGUGACUGUUUGUAUCAGAUGCUUGAUGACCAUUGUAAUGUCAUGUGAUCUGACCACUACUGACCACUGGUCAGUUCUUAGCCAUUAUGACACUUUCUCUAGAUGCCUUCAUUACCUGUUUACUCAUGUACAUUUCAGUAAUUUGCAUAUUAUAUGAUACUAGUAGAAAACCAAGUGUACUUGACAAGAAAAUUAAAAGAAAUAUGAUUUUCCUAUAUAAUACAA
Messenger RNA from Ylistrum balloti, 10738 nucleotides. RefSeq names its product plexin-B-like. Gene Ontology annotation, molecular function: protein binding; semaphorin receptor activity. Lineage: Eukaryota; Metazoa; Mollusca; Bivalvia; Pectinida; Pectinidae. Gene Ontology annotation, biological process: motor neuron axon guidance; negative regulation of cell adhesion; regulation of GTPase activity. The coding region runs from base 1 to 5823 and encodes 1940 amino acids. Gene Ontology annotation, cellular component: semaphorin receptor complex. The transcript is spliced from 38 exons. The record is from RefSeq and is a predicted model, not a curated record.